Messenger RNA from Colossoma macropomum (tambaqui), 1778 nucleotides. It is a transcript of the gene ndufv1, whose product is annotated as NADH:ubiquinone oxidoreductase core subunit V1. The transcript has 11 exons. Lineage: Eukaryota; Metazoa; Chordata; Actinopteri; Characiformes; Serrasalmidae. Gene Ontology annotation, biological process: mitochondrial electron transport, NADH to ubiquinone. Bases 114 to 1592 code for a protein of 492 amino acids. Gene Ontology annotation, molecular function: 4 iron, 4 sulfur cluster binding; NAD binding; FMN binding. The record is from RefSeq and is a predicted model, not a curated record.
UCUGUCCGCAGUCCGGUCUUCCACAGAAGAAGCAGAGCUACAUCCGGCUCACUGUGCUAAUGUUUCCGCCCAGCGUUUUGUAAUCAGAAGUCCGGGCAUAACCGAAGGAAAGGAUGUUAUCCUGCGUGGGUUGUCCUGUCCUGAGCCGGGUUCUCAGCAGCGGUGCUUCACGUGUGCCUGCUGUUGCAGCUGCGGCUUCACGUGUUCCUGCAGCCUCCACUUCACUCAAUGCAGGCAGCAGCGUGGCAUUGGUGCGCUACAACACCACAGCUCAGCAGGAGAAACCCAAGAAGACAAAGUUUGGACCUCUUGCUGACCAGGACAGAAUUUUCACCAACCUGUAUGGGCGUCAUGACUGGAGGCUGAAGGGUGCACUGAGUCGGGGUGACUGGUACAAGACCAAGGAGAUCCUGGAGAAGGGAGUGGACUGGAUCCUCAAUGAGAUUAAAGUGUCUGGUCUGCGUGGCAGAGGAGGAGCCGGCUUCCCCACUGGAAUGAAGUGGGGCUUUAUGAACAAGCCCAGUGACGGCAGGCCUAAGUACCUGGUGGUGAAUGCUGAUGAGGGAGAACCUGGCACUUGUAAAGAUCGGGAGAUCAUGCGUAGUGAUCCGCACAAGCUGGUGGAGGGGUGCUUGGUUGCUGGCAGGGCCAUGGGAGCACGUGCUGCCUAUAUCUACAUCCGUGGAGAGUUCUACAAUGAGUCCUCAAAUCUUCAGGUUGCCAUUAAUGAGGCAUAUGGCGCAGGGCUUAUUGGCAAGAAUGCCUGCGGCUCAGGGUAUGACUUUGAUGUGUUUGUAAUGCGUGGAGCUGGGGCAUACAUCUGUGGAGAGGAGACUGCUCUGAUUGAGUCUAUUGAGGGGAAACAGGGAAAGCCUCGCCUGAAGCCCCCUUUUCCUGCUGAUGUGGGUGUGUUUGGUUGCCCGACCACAGUUGCCAACGUAGAGACAGUAGCCGUAGCCCCAACCAUCUGCCGUCGUGGCGGAACGUGGUUUGCUGGUUUCGGCAGGGAGAGGAAUUCUGGCACAAAGCUCUUCAACAUCUCUGGCCAUGUGAAUAACCCCUGCACUGUGGAGGAGGAGAUGUCCAUUCCCAUGAAAGAGCUGAUUGAGAGGCAUGCAGGUGGUGUCCGUGGAGGAUGGGAUAACCUCUUGUGCGUGAUUCCUGGUGGGUCAUCCACACCACUUAUCCCUCGUCAUGUGUGUGAAGAUGUUAUGAUGGACUUUGAUGCCCUCAUCCAGGCUCAGACUGGCCUGGGCACUGCAGCACUCAUAGUCAUGGACAAAUCAACUGAUGUAAUUAGAGCCAUCGCACGCUUGAUUGAAUUUUAUAAACAUGAGAGCUGUGGCCAGUGCACCCCCUGCAGGGAAGGAGUGGACUGGAUGAAUAAGAUGAUGUGGCGCUUUGUUAAGGGAGAUGCACGGGCAGCUGAGAUUGACAUGAUCUGGGAGCUCAGCAAACAAAUUGAGGGUCACACCAUCUGUGCUCUGGGUGAUGGAGCCGCGUGGCCGGUACAGGGUUUGAUCCGUCACUUCCGCCCCGUUAUGGAGAGCAGGAUCGCGGAGUUCCAGCAGAAGCAGCAGGCUCGGGCUUAGACUUCAUUUCCACCUCCUUUUUGCAAAGUCCUCUCAACGCUUCUUUCCCCUUUACCUUAUCACACAAUGUUAUUUAAGAAAAAGAGUGUUGUCUCUUACUGAUUUAUGAACUGUUAUCAGCAUCCACCUUGUGGUGCUUUGCCACCCUGUCUCAGAAUUGCUAAUAAAGUUCUAUGAACCUUAUUA